CUGGACCGCAUCGUAAUAUUUGCAGUAUUGGUCCAAUUAACCAGAUAGAAUAUGCUCUUUGUGGGAGACAAUAAUCGCAAAUUUUGUCUCUUGACGUCACUUUGAGUGCGGCGCAUCUCCGUUCCAUACUCUGGGUUGUGCUCCACCGAAAAUAUAUCGAGGCACGCGGUCGACCAUCGGAUCUAUAACCGCACCAUCAAACGUCAUACCAGACCAACCCAAGAUCCAGCUGCCAUGACAGACCAUACAGGGUCCAGAACGGCUCCGUUCUACUCCAUCCCGCCUCGUCGCAUGGUCAGCGUGGAACAUCCCGCGAUUAUCAAAAAUGUCGACAAAGCCCUGGACACGCUCAGCGGCGAUGCAGGUAUCACCAGAAUUCUCAACCCUCCCAAGGCCGACACCCCGGCCAGCCUCUUCCUCCGGCCGGAGGAUGCGAUGUCGCGGCCGAUGAAGUCGAUCAGCUCGGCGGCCAACAACGUCCUGGUCAAGGUUACGGUGCCCAAGCGCACGGGUCGCAAACGCAAGAAGGGCUCCGACGAGCCCUUCACCGGAGUCGCCAUCUCCACUGGAAACGUGGAAGCCCAGCGACGCAGCGCGCGGAAAGUGCUGCAGAGCCUCCGGGACAAUGUCGGGAGGUAUCAAGUCGAGCCGGUAGGCAUGAUCGAGCGGACUCAUGUGUUUCGCGGAAUGCCGGACUUUGUCUUCUCGACGACGUCGAGCGCGUUAGCCAACAAGUUCCGCGAGCAUAUCUUGCCGUUCGACUACGAGAAAAUGAAGCGCUUCGACAUCGACAUGACCAAAGGCAUCACGUCCAACGUGGACAUCAUCCCGCCACCAUCAUUCAGCCACGGCGACAUGCCCUUCAACUACAUCUACCGUCAAAACCCAACCAUGCAAAAAUCCAUCGACAACUCCGGCAAAAUAACCACGAUCAACACGCAGCGCACAGUGAAGGUACUCACCCACCUGGUACCCUACGACAUCCCAACCGUCCCCUCACAACCCCGCGACAACUGCCCCCCCAUCGAGACACUAGACCCAACCCUCCAAGAAACAAUCACCCAGCUACACAGCCUCUUCGCCACACGUCCCGCCUGGACACGGCGAGGACUGCGCAACGCGCUCCCCAGCGUCGAGAAGCGGUACGCGCUGCGGCACGCGAUCCCCUACGUCGGCUACAUUUUCCGAUCGGGGCCGUGGCGCGACGCAAUAGUGCGAUUCGCGCACGACCCACGCACCUCGCCCGAAAACCACAAGUACCAGACGCUGAUGUUCCGGAUCCUGCCGCGGGACGCCGACGUCGCGCGCGACGGCUACCUCGGCGGUGGCAGCGGCAACAACCAGCUGGGAAACCCGAUCGUACCGAGCGGCGGGGGGCGGCGACACACGUACUUUCGGCCGAACGAGGUCCCGCAGUUCGACCCGACGGGGUCAUCGCAGGAUCAGGCGCAGCAUCAGCCGGGCCUGCUCCCCACGGACACGCACCUGUUCACCGGCCAGCCGCCCCUACCCCGCGACGGCCGCAUGUGGAUGUACUGCGAUAUCCAGGACCCGACGUUGCGUGCGAUCCUGUUCCCGUCGGACCCCCAGCCCGAAGGGUUUCUUAGAGAGCAGUGCGAUAUCCUCCACGAUGGCUGGUAUCGCAAUGGCACGCUCGCGAAGUUCAAGACUAUCAUGCGCCAUAAGGUGCUGGCGCUGUUGGAGGAUCGCGCUACCGACGACGCAGACUUCGACCAGAUCCUCACGCUGCCGGACGUCGCUACGCCCGAUACCAUCAACACUGAGUUCUGGCUCGACCCUGCCACUGCCACGCAGAAGAGUACCAUGAUGGCCACCGAGGUGCGCUCCAUCAUCAAGAGCGCCCCGGAGUUCCGGGAGCGGGCCGCGGCCGAGAAGAAGGCGGCGAGGAAGACAGGUCGGAGGGGAGCGGCGGAGACGCCCGGGGCCAAAGGGACGGCGGGGCGGCGGGUGCAGUUUCGGGAGGAUGUGGUUGGUGGGGACGACGAGGAGGAGGAACAAGAAAUGGAGGUAGGCGAGGAGUUGAGUGAAGGCGAGGAAGAGGCCUUUGAACAGGAGGAGUUGCUGGAAGCUCAAGCGGCGGAGGCGGCGGCCGCAGUGUCGGCUGCGGCCGAAGAAGAUGAAGACGAUGAGGACGAGGAUGAAGACGGGAGCGAAAGUGAACAGGACGACGACGCCUUUAGAUGAUGCCGAAGGGUUGGAAUUACAAAAUUGAAGCAAGCAUUACAGGUAGCCUAGAUAUCAC
This is a messenger RNA of Aspergillus homomorphus CBS 101889, 2263 nucleotides long. Its product is annotated as transcription factor TFIIIC subunit TFC1. NCBI's taxonomy places the organism in Eukaryota, Fungi, Ascomycota, Eurotiomycetes, Eurotiales, Aspergillaceae. The transcript is spliced from 5 exons. Gene Ontology annotation, cellular component: transcription factor TFIIIC complex. The coding region runs from base 235 to 2205 and encodes 656 amino acids. The record is from RefSeq and is a predicted model, not a curated record. Gene Ontology annotation, biological process: transcription initiation at RNA polymerase III promoter.